Molecule: messenger RNA, 5389 nt
Organism: Anolis carolinensis (green anole)
Lineage: Eukaryota; Metazoa; Chordata; Lepidosauria; Squamata; Anolidae
Gene: cav1
Product: caveolin 1
Exons: 3
Coding region: 221-664 (147 amino acids)
Biological process (GO): negative regulation of endothelial cell proliferation; cell differentiation; negative regulation of protein tyrosine kinase activity
Cellular component (GO): Golgi apparatus; sarcolemma; cytoplasmic vesicle
Molecular function (GO): transmembrane transporter binding; molecular adaptor activity; protein kinase binding
Source: RefSeq, a predicted model, not a curated record
ACUCCCCCCCCCUCCCCACCUUUUUCAAUGCGAUAUCCACUCCCUCUCCACUUACCCGCAUGCCUCUCUCUCGCCGGGCUUCUUUCCCUCACAUCAGUUCCAACAAAGCUGCAGUGGAGGUGGAUCUCGAAAGGGACUUCAGAGGGACUCUUCUGCAGAUUAUAGCUACACCGCGCCCAUCAGGGAGCAAGGCAACAUCUACAAACCCAACAACAAGGCCAUGGCAGAUGAGAUGAAUGAGAAAGAGUACCACGACGUCCACACCAAGGAGAUCGACUUGGUCGACCGGGACCCCAAGCAUCUCAACGACGAUGUAGUCAAGAUUGACUUUGAAGAUGUGAUUGCUGAACCUGAGGGAACCCACAGUUUCGAUGGAAUCUGGAAAGCUAGCUUCACCACCUUCACUGUGACAAAAUACUGGUUUUAUCGCUUAUUGUCGGCACUCUUUGGCAUUCCCAUGGCUCUCAUCUGGGGCAUUUACUUUGCCAUCUUGUCGUUCCUCCACAUCUGGGCGGUGGUGCCUUGCAUCAGGAGCUAUCUGAUCGAGAUCCAGUGCAUUGGCCGAGUUUAUUCUAUCUUCAUCCACACCUUCUGUGACCCACUUUUCGAGGCUAUUGGCAAAAUGUUCAGCUCCAUCAGAGCAACUGUACAGAAGGAAGUGUAAAUGAUGUGUCGAAGGAACCUGAAGACUAUCAAGGAUGUCAGCAAUUACCAGAAUCCAGCAGCAUCAGUUAAUAAAGCAAUCAACCUGAAUUCAGGCAAAGAAGUCACAACUUUCUUUAAUUCCUCCUGAAUUUUAUAUUAUUCAGUGUUUUAGGAGGGAAAACAAUCUGUAUUUUUAAAGAAGAAGAAAAAAAAACAAAUUUAAAUGGCUGCUUUUUCAUCCCUAGCUGCCCAUUGAUUUGCUGACCCUUAACAAACUGACUCAUUAUUCUGCUUACACCUUCUGUUCAUUUGUUGCAAGUUAAAUUCACAACGCUAUAAUAAAGAACUGCCAAAAAAAAUUGCUUUCCAGCACUACUGUAACACUGCUCCUCAUUUUACUGUGAGCGAAAAGGGUCUAAAGCUGUUACAGCAUAAUGAACACGACAAGCUGGCAGAUUUUAAUAGAAUGUUCUUUUUUCAGAUGUAUUGUCAGUCAGCUGUCGCUCUGUACUGUAGUGAGCUAUAUAUAACUGCUAUGCAGAGAGAGAGAAAGUUCUAAGUAAAUAAAUAAUAUAUAUGCUCAAUGGAUAAUAGAAAGAAAAAAAGAAAAUCCUUUAGGAGGAAAGUGCCUUCAAACAACUUUUCCUGUCCACAGUAAACUACUGCAGUGUGCUUCCUUUUUCCUGCCUUAUUGUUCAUCCUGGGAGAUUAUUUGAAGAUUUUUUUGUUGUAUAUCACAAAAAGGAAUAUACCCAAGUGCUUUUUCUAAUGAGAAACCCUAAUUUCUGAAAAGAAAAAAAGAAUCCUUCAUCUAACCCAGUAUCAUGAACCUUCUGAUUGGUUGCUUUUGUGCCUGAUUUGCUGGUUCUCCUCCUCCUUACUUGGCCACACCAACACUUCCUUGCUGAGCUAUUGAUCCUACAGAUUUUGAUAUUCAAGAUCAGAAUUCAAGUCAGAAAUAUGUUGUGAAUGUAUUUUCUACGCAGCACUUCCAUCAACAAAAAGGCCAUUUAUGGCACACGUCUUGCAAUGCAAUGGUUUGUCCUUGAAGAGAGAACUAUCCUUUUAGUAACAUGUUCACAAACAGAAGUUUCGAAGUGAGUAAGCAAAUGUUAGUCCCUGCGGAGGGACACUUUUCUUUUUCUUUCUUUCUUUUUUUUUGGAAAAAUGACUAUCAAGGUUUGUUCAACUAAUGCAGUGCAAACUAUGAACUGUGUUUGCAACAGUGGUGUGGUUAUGUGGUGGGAAGGGUUAACUUUGCCAUCUCUCGUCCAUUCAAAUCAGUAUGCUACUAGCAUAUCCAUUCUUUACUUCGCAAUAAUACACCACAAGAGUGACUUCUGCAACCCUACAUUGUGAUUCACUCCCUUCCUAAGUUGAACUCUACCUAUGAAUCAGGAAGACUUCAUGGAGGAAAUCCGAAUGAAGCAGACUGGAAAAAUACAGAAACAAAUCGUUUCCAGUUACUUUUUCUUCAUGCUGUGACCUGCUUGGUGGCUUUGUCAUUACCACAACCUAAUUGUGGUUUGUUGGUUUUGUGUGAAUCUGCUUGUUGCUUUAAAAAAAACUGUGAGGCUACAACUUGUUGGGAUAAACUUCUUUCUGAAUUCAAACUGAGGAAAUUGGAAACUUCAAGCUUACUCUGGCUUGUUUGAAUUCUUAGCACAAAGUCUGGAGUGCCUUCCAGGUAGAGCAAGCCCAAGGGUUAUUAUUAGUGGUAAAGCUCAGCAUAGUUUGUUAUACUAUGUAAUGGCUUCAACCUCUUUCUUUUAUCUUUACAUUUAUAGUAUACUUACAGUGCUGUCCUAAGCAGCUUUGCCCACAAGCAGUGGGUUUAGGGGCUGGUUUUCCCCAUCCAGAUAUGCCAUGGCUGCCCAUGCAACUGCACUGUGAAAAGAUGGCAACCAGCAGAUUUCAGCAGCGAAGUGGGAAAUGGCAUUGACCCAUGCAGGAAAUCCUUGUUUAAUGGUAAUUUUUCUGGUUGCAAAACCCAUUUAAAAGACCAUGGCUUGUACUGAGUUGUUGCUCAUGCCCAAAUAUAGGGUGCUGGGAGGGGAUGCCAAACUAACCUUGCAGAUUACAUGCGGGCUACAUGCUGAUCAUCCUCACUUUAGUGAAUUAUCAUUAGGGCUGACUGAAGAUACUUUGCUGUCUGAAGUGGAGCCCGAAUGGCACUUCUACCCUACUUCCAACCUUUACCAGGCACAUUUUGUAUUCCUGAAAGCCUCACAUCCUGCUUUCUUCUUUGUACCCCUCUACACACACACACACAUACACACUGAUGGGAAGCAGACAGCUCUGUCCUGCUGCACAACAGGGCAGGUCCUGAAAUGCAUGAGCUUAUAGCCUUUAGUCCCCUACCAAUACUGCCCAGCUUGUGACUUGGAGGCAACCAAUGUUGCUAAAGUCUUUUCCAAGGCAGAGCCCGGUUUCCUUUGCUAAAUUCACUGCCACCUUUUCCCACAAGAUGUUUCCUUCAAUUGCCAUAGCAGUUGAAGUUAAGGAUUUUAUCGCACAGGCAAACUGGCAUAGCAGCAGGAUGGACCCUAUUGCACUACAUUGUGUGCAUUACCACCCUUUUUUCCUCAAGAUGUUUCCUUCAAUUGCCACAGCAGUUGAAGUUAAGGACUUUCUCGCCCUGGCAAACUGGCAUAGAAGCAGGAUUGUUCCUACAGCACAAUGCUGGGUGCAACUUAUUGCCGGUCCACCUCCCCAUGACAAACCUGUCCUCUGCUAUUGAUGGGAAAAAAACUUGCCAAUAGUCACAAUCACAUCACAGUACCACAAUUUACCUGGUGCAAUGAUCCCCCAGUGGCUUCUGUGCCGGCAUUUUUACUAUACCUCGCAGAAAUUGCGAAGUUGCUUUCAUGAAAUAAGUUUGUAAAAAAUACUGAAGUGGCUGAACUGCAGAGGGUAGAUUGCUGGGCCUUUAACCGGAAAUGUCACGAAAUGGCAGGUCACCAAAGUGUCACAGUUGUGCAGCGCUUUAAGGUGUGAUAGGGACAGUAAUCAUGUCAUUAAUUUGCUGUUAUCCCUGAAUGCAUGAGUGGCACAGAUAGCAGCAUCAUUCAGUAAAGUCUUUGGAUAGUAUGAGUGGUAGACAAUUACCUUGAUCUCAGGUGCUAUGCAUAGGGGAUUCCCAUCACACAUCAGCCAAUUGUUCUUUAAAAAGUGCAGUCUUUGUUUCCAUUUUAUAAACAGCACAAAAGAUGCAUGGUUGGUGUGGGACAUCCAGACAAAUAAUUUCCUUCAUGGGGGAGGGACAAACGUAUUUUCCCUUAUUAAUCUGUGACCAUGACCAUGACAUUUAUUCACAUUUUUGUAAAAAAUAAAAUGGGAAUGUUUUACUGCAGAGAUGCAGUUCUUCCUCCAACCAGAAGCUUUAUUGCCAUAUUUGGCAUGCAGUAAGAAAUGUUACACUUUCAUUGGUGCCAGGAAAUGCACAAUCUCCAUUUCAUGGCCACACAAUUUUACAUCUUUUUGAAAGCUUUAUUUUCAUUUAACUUUUAUUUUUAUUUUUUAAUAAUUAUCAUAGGAUCUUGCCCAUAUUAGCUCUAGUUUCAUACUAACCCAGCUAUGACACUAUUCCCAUUUCUUUUACAUUUUCCCCAACAAAAGCUUGUAGUGUGAACUUAAUGUGUGCAGUACAAGUCACCCCAUUUUGUGCACAGUGCACACACUUACACAAGCCAUCCCUGCCAUUGCUACAUUGUUUUUCAGUUCAUGCAGCUCAGUGGCAGAGUACAUUUCUUUCAUGUUUAGGUCCUGGGUUCAACUCCAGCAUUUUCAGGUAACAUUAAGAAAGCAACUUGCAUGACACCCUAGAUAGUGUCAACUGUUGGAAACCAGAUGGACCAUUAGUCUAACUCAGUAUAAGGUAGAACUGUGUUCCUAAAUUUGUACCUCACCUACAGCAAGGCUAUCUCCUACCCUUCAGCUUUAUAUAGUGCAAGCUUAGAGCAACACUGUCCUCCAAAAAUGCAAAUAAAUUAAAUCUAUUUCAUUUCACCAUGGCGGAAACACAUUGUAGAUGUGAUUGAAUACUGUAGCUUAGGCCAGCUCGACCCUUGUUGCUAGGGUGUUUUGUGAAAGCACAUGCUCUCAAACAAGAUGUUUCCAUGUAGUUGCAGAAAUUGGGCUCAAGAUGGUCAAGGGCAUAUUUGAUUUUCACAGAAAGCUCAUUAAGUUAACAGAAAAUACAAUAGAGCGGGGCCUACAUGAUCCGUACUACUCAGGGUGCAAGUUAUUACUGAAAGGAAGGAGAAAAAAUGUAAUUGGUUUUCAGUAAUUCUAAUAUAUGUGCUCAGUAGUAACCAACCUACAGAGUUUUAAGAGAUCAAAUAAUGAGAACAUUUCCUUUAUUUUUGGCACAUAAAUUACAAAUGAAGUCACUUUCUCUCUCUUUGCAUUUUAAAAACAAACACUGGUCUGGCUAUAUAGUUUUAUCUUUUUAUUCUGUACAUAAGUGAGAGUGUACUAUGAAAUAUAUAUUUUGCAGUAUUGCAACACAUCUUUGGUGAGAAUGUAAACAAGAUGCCUUAUAUCUUUGCAUAAGGAAAAUCACUUUUGCAAUCUAUUGCAUAAAACUGUGUAUCCAGAAAGAGCUUCCAAAUACCAAUAAAUUGCUGAUCCAGGAUAUUUACAAAGCUAUUGUAUGCUUACAUUAUAUAACAGACACUUUUUUAUUCUGCAUGUUCAACAACCAAAGCUACAAUCUUCACAAUAAAAGCUGUUUUAAUAGAAA